AAAUAAAACAAUCACCAGAAGCAAAUAAGGGCAAGGAAGGAAAAAGAGGUAAAAUGCUCUCACCUUGCAUUAGAGAAGCCUCAGAGACCUGCUUACAUGACUGCUGUCCAGCACCUAAUUUUCUUGGCAAUCAUGGGUCCUCCACCUCCAAUCCUUCAUCAACUCCCAACAAGUCUACAGAAUCAGUAGUCAACAGUUUCAGGUAUGACUUCACUAUUGCAACAGCUUCCUCUCUCUGCCCAGACACCCAAUUUACCAAUCAUGAAUCCCUCCCUUCACUCCAAGAGUCAUAUUCUUACUUCAUCCAAGCCUACCCACAAUUCUCCCAAACUGACCAAGCAGACCACAUCAGAGCCCAUGAAUAUUACCAUCUCACCCUCUCCAAUCAUGUGUGUCUUGAUUACAUCGGACAUGGCCUCUUCUCAUACUCUCAGCAACAAACACAACAUUAUUACCCAACACCUACAAUUGCUUCAACAUCAUCUUCUCCACCUCCUCCUCCUCCUCCUCAAUUGCUUCACUCUCCUGAGCCUCUCUUUUUUGACAUUUCAUACAAGUCAGUAAACUUGCAUACCCAGGUUGUCUAUGGAGGACAAGAAUCAGAGGUGGAGUUUGAAAUGAGGAAAAGAAUCAUGGGUUACAUGAAUAUUUCUGAAUGUGAUUACGCCAUGGUCUUCACUGCCAAUCAAUCAUCAGCUUUCAAACUUCUAGCAGACUCUUAUCCCUUCCAGCAAAAUCCAAGUCUUCUCACUGUUUAUGACUACGAGUGUGAGGCAGUGGAUGUGAUGACAGAGAGCUCCAAGAAAAAGGGAGGGCGGGUCAUGUCCGCGGAGUUCUCAUGGCCUAAUAUGAGAAUUCAGCCAAGAAAAUUGAGGAAACGGAUUGGCAAUAUGAAGAGGACGAGGAAGAAGCCGGGGCUGUUUGUUUUCCCACUUCAGUCAAGGAUGACCGGAGCCCGGUAUUCGUAUAUGUGGAUGAGCAUAGCACAGGAAAAUGGGUGGCAUGUAUUGCUUGAUGCAUGUUCAUUGGGGCCCAAGGACAUGGACACUUUAGGCCUCUCUCUAUUUCAGCCUGAUUUUCUCAUUUGCUCUUUCUUCAAAGUUUUUGGGGAAAACCCAUCUGGGUUUGGUUGCUUGUUUGUCAAGAAAUCCAGUGCUUCAGUGUUAAAGGAUUCAACAUUUGCUUCAAGCAUAGGAAUUGUGAGCCUUGUCCCAGCAUCAAAACCAUCUGAAUACUCAGAGGACUCAAUUUCUAUGGACAUAGAAACUGAUAAAAAACAGUCCAAACUUGAAAACUCAAAGUCCCAUGAAAUUGAAGAAGUCUCCAUAAAGCAAAAGGCACCAUCACUUUCAGAAAUCAUGAAACUAGACAGAGAUCAUCAUUUUGAGUCUAGCCAACCCAAGAGCGCAGAGAUCGAAUGCAGGGGCUUGGAUCAUGCUGACUCUUUAGGCCUAAUACUAAUUAGUAGAAGAGCAAGGUACUUGAUCAACUGGCUGGUGAAUGCAUUGAUGAGCCUGCAGCAUCCACAUUCACAAUAUGGGCAUCGAUUGGUCAGAAUCUAUGGACCAAAGAUAAAAGUCGACCGGGGGCCUAGUCUGGCAUUCAAUGUCUUUGAUUGGAAAGGAGAAAAGAUUGAUCCAUUCAUCGUUCAGAAGCUCGCUGAUCGAAACAAUAUUUCUCUGAGUAAUGGCAUUUUGAAUCACAUUUGGUUCUCAGACAAGCAUGAGGAAGAGAGGGAAACAAAGUUGGAGACAUGUGCAAGUGAUCGACUGGUGCACAAGAGAAAAGAUGGAUGCCAUUCUGGGAUUAGUGUGGUUACUGCUGCAUUGGGGUUUUUGACAAACUUUGAAGAUAUUUAUAGGCUCUGGGCAUUUGUUUCAAGGUUUUUGGAUGCAGAUUUUGUGGAGAAGGAGAGAUGGAGAUACAUGGCUCUCAAUCAAAGGACUGUUGAGAUUUGAAGUAAACUAUACUUAAUUCUUUUGUUCAUUCAAAUUUUGACGGGUUGAAAUGGGUCGGGCCAUAUAUCUACUUGGGUUAGAUUUAGGAAAAGCUACUUGGCCUGGGCCGAGUCUAGACCUAGGCUCAGGAAAAAGAUUUUCCAAGUAAAUAAAUUUAUCAUUUUUGGGUCAA
Prunus dulcis (almond) is the source of this 2130-nucleotide messenger RNA. RefSeq names its product molybdenum cofactor sulfurase 3-like. The record is from RefSeq and is a predicted model, not a curated record. The transcript has a single exon. Lineage: Eukaryota; Viridiplantae; Streptophyta; Magnoliopsida; Rosales; Rosaceae. The coding region runs from base 54 to 1958 and encodes 634 amino acids.